Molecule: messenger RNA, 4089 nt
Organism: Sceloporus undulatus (fence lizard)
Lineage: Eukaryota; Metazoa; Chordata; Lepidosauria; Squamata; Phrynosomatidae
Product: vasodilator-stimulated phosphoprotein-like
Exons: 4
Coding region: 790-1605 (271 amino acids)
Biological process (GO): Golgi to plasma membrane protein transport
Cellular component (GO): plasma membrane
Source: RefSeq, a predicted model, not a curated record
CUCUGCGUUUGGUAAUUGCUUUGGAAGUCUUCUUUGGCAAGGCUUUUGUGGCCUUGUCUUCUUCUCCUUGCAAAGGGCAACGGAGGCUCCCUGAUCUGGAAGGCAAAGGAUUCCAAACCCCAGAGUUGUUCAGGGCUGAUCUGGACACCUUUCCUUCCUCAGGGUUCGAUAUUCGCCAAGAUGGUCUACAAUCCCCUUGAGGCUCUCUCUGUGUCUGAGCGGCAUCUGAAGCAUGGAGGGACUUUGUGUUAGAUGUGAAGUGGGAGGCUUUGUGUUGAGAGCCUUGGGCCCCAAAGCUUCCUUCCACGAGGCCUCUCUCACUCUGUAUGCCUUUGCAAAUGCAGGUAUUCAGAGAUCCCAGCCAAGAGCCUUCUGGGGCCCAGCAUUUCGGAUCCUGGCAGCGGAUGAGAAACUCUCCGAGGCUAGUGCCUUGGCAAAGGAGCCAGUCCCAGGCCUUGGAGGGCCUGGCUUGAAAGGAAGGCCUGCUGAGCAAGCCCUGCCCAGGGUCUGGGGCUGGGGCUGGGGGCUCCCUCUUGGAUGGCAAAGGAAGGCUCUUUGGGACUAGGCUUCUUUCUUUCUUUCUUCCCUUCCAAGAAUGGCCUCGCCUUUGGCAGCCCAGCCAGGCCCAGAAGUCAAGGCCCCGCAGGGCUUCCUUCCCAGGGCUGGCAGUGUUUCGGGGGAAGGUCAGGAGGAGACAGAGGCAUCUCUAGCCCUCUCUCGCUCUCUCUCUGGGCAAAGGCUGCUCUGACCGACCCUUCCGUGCUUCUGCUUGAAGACAGACAGGGUUGAAUGGAAGGCCAAGGCAGUCCCCCCGUCGGAGGAGAGCCCAGAGGCGGCCAGCGAGGAGGAGGAGGAGGACUGCUUGCUCCGCGCGGCUUCCCUCGGCCUUCAGCGCCACUCGGCUCGGCUGCCGGAGGAAGGAGGGAGGGAGGGAGGGAGUGGGGCUCGGAGGAGGCCCAGCGGCUGCAGCCCUGCCUCCCUGGCCCUGGGAGGCUUGCAGCAGGAGGGCCUCCUCCUCCUCCUGGCCUGGGCCUCAGGGCGAGAGGGAAGGCGGCUGGCCCCCCUCCCUCCGCCUGCCUCUUGGGGGGCUUUCCGGGGCCGCCCUUGGCAGCCCGGAGGCGGACUGCGCCUGGCCCUGGAGGCUCUCCUCCUGCCUGCCUUCCUCCCUCCUGGGGAGGGGCCUCUCCCCCCCUCCGCCUCCUUCUCCGCUGCCGCCGGACCCAGAGCGAGCCUCCCGCCGAGGGAGACCCGGCUGCUGCUGCCGCCGCCGCCGCCGCCAUGGGGGAAAACCGGCUGCAGCAGUGCCAGAAGGAGGCCGAGGAGGUGACCGGGAUCAUGUUGGAGAACUACAGCAAGGUCCUGGAACGGGAGGGCAAGCUGACCGAGUUGGAUGAACGGGCCGACGAACUCCGGAACCAGAGCGUCGCCUUCAGCAAGACGACCAAGACCUUGGCCCAGAAGAAACGCUGGGAGAACAUGAAGUUCAAGCUCAUCCUGGGCGGAGUGGUGGCGCUGGCCCUCCUCAUCAUCAUCCUGGCCAUCGUCCUUUCCCUCACCCUCCCGGGGUCCUCCAGCGCUCCGGCCGCUCCGGACGGUGGCAACUGAGGACCCACUCCGGGCAACCAUAUGAUAUUCUCCACUGCUACCGCUGCGUCCCCUGCCUUUUUGGCCAGAGGCCUUCUGGGUGCUAUUUUGGGCUUCAGCAGGACUUGGCAGCUUCCUGGAGCACCUGGCCCACUUGUUGCAGGGAAGCAGCCCUAAGGAGGAGAAGGUGCCAAGCCAACCCCCAACCGGCUCAGAUAAAGUGUCCCCUGCGUAGAUGAAAGACCUCUUCUUCCACCGUGAGCUGUGCCCCACCUUUGCAAGGGAUGACAGCCAGCCCUUGCGUUCCUGCCUCCAUGCCUCUGGGCUGUGUGUCUGUGUGUGUGUGGAGGGGAGGUUGUGUUGCUUCCAUGCUAAGACCCACAAUGAGGAUCCCAUGGGGCUUGGAUCUCUCAACUCACCAGCCACCUGCCUUCCCCCUCUUUUCUCCCCGGGGAGAAGUCUGUGGGAGGAGAGGCCAAUCCUUUCCUGCAACCUUCCUGGAAUUUGUCAUGGUCUGAAUGCUGUGCCUUUUUUUAACCCUGGUGCGAAAAAAGAAGAAGGAGCCACUUCCGCUGGGAACGGUGGGGAGGCAACAUGGAAGGUGGCCAAGGAGGAGAAAGUGGGGCAUAGGAGUGCCCUUACUUCAAGGGGGUUUGUUCAAAAGAGCUUUCCCCUGGCUUGCCUCUCACAUUGCCUUUUGGGAGGUGGGUGCCCUUUAGGUUUUCUUGCACCAGCCGUCUCUCAGCCAGUUUUUGCAGAAUUGUAUUGUUGCAAGGGGCUCCAGAGGCCAAGCAGUCCAUCCCCUUCCUCAGCAGAGGCUUUGCAGUGUGGGGCACAGAGGAUGCAGUGACCCCAACGGACAGCCCUCCAGCCUCUGUUUAGUCGGCCCAGAAGAGGAGGACCCCCAAAACCAUCAUCUUAAUAGACUUCCCCAUAGGUUCUGCUAAGCACUCCUCUGCUGCCAUUUCAAGGCUCUGUUUGCUUCUUUUUAAAGGAAGAAGCACCAGGGUCAGUAGAGUAAUAUCCCCACAUUUGGAAACAUGGCUGUUGCCAUCAGUCUUCCCUCUACACAAGAAGCAGUGCAUCUGAAGAUCUGGAGAAGCAGCACUGGGUUCAUCCAAAGCUGUGGGUUUGCAAAGGAGGAGAUGUCUCCGCAGAGCCUGCCAUGCGGCUUCUCCUCCGUGGGAUGCCACCCAUUGACUCACACCCUCCAUGCUCCCCAUAGAAGCCGCCCUGCACUUUCUGCCCAGUUUCUGGGCUUUUUGAACUGUGAAAAUCGUGAUCUCUCCAAGAGGUCCUAGUUUGAGCCCUGUCUUCCUUUAGCCUCCAUGUCGGCUGCAGCUGUGUGCGCUGGGCCCUCGGCAUCCGCUGGGGUUUAGAUCCAAGACCUUCCAUGGAUACCAAAAUCUGUGGAUGCUCAAGUCCCAUUAUAUACAAUGGGGCAGUAAAAUGGUGUGCCUUAUAUAAAAUGGCAAAGUCAAGUGUUGCUUUGUAGAAUUUAUAUCUAUUUUUGAAUAUUUGCAAACCAUGGAUGGUUGGAUCUGUGGAUAUGGAGCACUGACUCUACUUCAUCUCUGUUUAGCUCAGUAAAAUGUACCGCGUAGGACUGUGAUCUUGGACAAACAAUUGUAGUUUGUUCCAUGCUGGCCAGCUUUUGUUCUUUCAAAUGGCCAGAUAUCCUAGCAUUGCCAUGGGUCAAUUAUUACUUUUCAUCCUGUUUUUAGUCCUAUGUAGGCGAUCACAGGUAAUAGUUUUGUCUCCGUUUUGAUCUCUCAAACCGCUGUGCCUUUAGCAGCCUUUUGCUGCCACACUGCAGAAUUAAUGCACUUUGACACCACUUUGACUUUCAUGGCUCCAUGCUAAUGGAAUCCUGGGAUUUGUAGUUUCUUGUGAUACCAGAGCUCUCUCAGAGAGGUGGCUAAUGCAGUUUGAUACCACUUUAUCCUGGGAUUGGUAGUUUUGUGAAUCCCAGGAUAAAGUGGUGUCAAACUGCAUUAAUUCUGCAGUGCAGAUGCAGCCCAAGAAGUGAGCCUUUGCCCAGAUUGAACACAACCUGUGAAAAGGAUUGUUGUGAGGUUGUUGCAACCCACAAAGCAAGGACUGCAACAAGACAACAAGGAACAAAGGGGCACCGAGCGGUCAGCCGAAAACUCUUGCCAACGUGGACGGAGCCAACCCACAGCCGCACAUGGCUGCAGCGUCCCUUUGUGUCGCUUGCGUCCAGACUCUUCCAUCUCUCCCUGCAAUUAACCUCCGGGUCAGUUAUGCAAAUAUUAACUUGCAUAAUUGCUUUGAAAAGGGCCUCUUUAUUUUUUGGGAGGAGGAGGCAUUGGGGACGAUGGCUGUCCUAAGGCUUUGCGUGUCUCUCUCUGUUUGUGGGAUUGUGUUAAGUCUGCCGCACCCUUAAAAGUUGUGGAUCCUGUGGUCAAAAAGUGUGGCAUCGCCAUUUGGCAUUGUUUGGUUCUUUUCAAGAGCAAAGCAGUAAAAAGGUGAAUUCUUUUGUAA